GAGCUGCAUUCCCAUCAUUCGGAGCGGAGAGAGGAGCAUCAUCAUCAUCAUCAUCAUCCUCAUCAACAUCACCAUCGUCAUCCUGCCGCCGCUAUCAAGCUGCCACGAGCCAGCCCGCCUCGGAAGCGACACGUCGACACAAAUUGUUCCUCGCAAUAAUCCGCCUUUAAAAAAAAAUCAUAAUAACAAAUAAGCGCCAUCAUGUCAGCCGGAGGAGAUUUGGGGAACCCCCUGCGGAAAUUCAAACUCGUCUUUUUGGGAGAGCAGAGCGUGGGAAAAACGUCUCUCAUCACCAGAUUCAUGUAUGACAGUUUUGACAACACGUACCAGGCCACCAUUGGGAUUGACUUCCUAUCAAAGACCAUGUACCUGGAGGACAGAACAGUUAGGCUGCAGCUGUGGGACACAGCCGGACAGGAGCGCUUCCGGAGCCUCAUCCCGAGCUACAUACGAGACUCCACCGUGGCCGUGGUGGUCUACGACAUCACAAACGUCAACUCGUUCCAGCAGACGUGCAAGUGGAUCGACGACGUCAGGACCGAAAGAGGAAGUGAUGUCAUCAUCAUGCUGGUUGGCAAUAAGACGGACCUGGAGGAGAAGAGGCAAAUCACAAUUGAGGAGGGAGAGCAGAGAGCCAAAGAGCUGCAUGUCAUGUUCAUUGAGACCAGCGCCAAGACAGGCUGCAAUGUCAAACAGCUGUUUCGUCGUGUCGCAGCAGCUCUUCCCGGGAUGGAGAGUCUGGACGACGCCAAUCCUGAAGGCAUGAUUGACAUCAAGUUGGACAAACCGGCAGAGCCGAGCGUCCCCGAGGGCGGGUGCUCAUGCUAAUGCCGAGGUGUGAUUGGCCACAGCUCCCUCCACGCCAUAGGCUUGUUAUGUUGCGUAAACUAUUUCCUGGUUAGCCUACAGUUGACUCUUGACUCUAAUUGGAUAUACUAUAGGAUUUGUCUGGUUGGACCAAUCAAUCAUUCUCUCUCAAUCAGUUGAUAAGUUGUAAAAUAUUGUAUACUUUGUCAAUAUGUAAGUGACCCGAGGACAAAAAAAGAGAAAAAAACUUUGCGGAAAUGAAAAGGAACACGAAAACGAUUUUGGAGGGGGGAAAGACUCCAACGGGAGACGACACCAGUUUCUUUUUCGCUGUUAUGUUUUGUAUUUUUUAUAUAUAAACAGGGAAAGCACCAAAAAUGAUGCCCAAGCAUAAAAGGAGAGUUUUAGGCAAGGGGCUACAUAGAGGGGUGUUGGUCGGCCAUUUCCCCCCCUAAAAUGGACGAACACGUCUAAAUGUCUGCAGCACGCAUGCACGUUGGUCUGAUUUAUUUUUAUUUACUUACUUUCAUUAUUUUAAAACCUGGCCUGACUGCUCUAAGAAUGUUUUCUAGCAUCUCUCUCUCUCUUUCUCUCUCUAGCAUUAUCACAUCUCACACAACUUCCUGUAGGCUCACAUAAUGGUAGCUGUGAAAACGUGGCACUCUCUAGCGCUCGCUGGAUUCAACUUUUAUAGAAACAAAUUGUACUGUGCAUUUAAAAAAAAUAAUAGUAAUAAUAUUAAUAAUACUGUACAAAAAAAGACAUCUUCCUCUCUCACCCGUCCUCUCCGUCUCUCCUCGUAAUUCCUAAUCCUCCCCCUGCCCCUCCAUCCAGGAAAAACACAUAUAACGAUCCACUGUAAUGCACUGCACUGUAUAUAAUAAUGUAAUAUGUAUGUUGUGAACGUCCUCGCUGUACAAGUGGUCCUUGUUCACCAGUAUGAAUAAUGUAAUAAUGUUUCAUGAUUAAUAAAUGACAGAUUAAAGGG
Molecule: messenger RNA, 1795 nt
Organism: Phyllopteryx taeniolatus (common seadragon)
Lineage: Eukaryota; Metazoa; Chordata; Actinopteri; Syngnathiformes; Syngnathidae
Gene: rab6bb
Product: RAB6B, member RAS oncogene family b
Exons: 8
Coding region: 202-828 (208 amino acids)
Molecular function (GO): GTP binding; GTPase activity
Source: RefSeq, a predicted model, not a curated record